Molecule: messenger RNA, 963 nt
Organism: Cooperia oncophora
Lineage: Eukaryota; Metazoa; Nematoda; Chromadorea; Rhabditida; Trichostrongylidae
Source: the annotation of a GenBank genome assembly
AUGCACGGGUUUGGAUAUUCGCUGUGCUUUGGAGUGAUGAUCGCUAAAGCGACUCAACUGCGCAACGCUGAAACACUCGGAUUCGGCAAUGUGGUUCAUAUAUCGUUCUGGAACUACUGGCUGUUAUUGUUUUUCAUCAUCGGGGUCCAGAUUGCCCUCAACACCAGAUGGUUUGCCGAGCCAUUCAUGUCAACACUAGCCGUAACGGACACCCAUUCCGAAAUGGUCUGCACCCUCGGCAAGCAGGAGUUUGUGUUUGCCAACGUCUACGUUGUCAUUCUACUCUUCCUUGCGCUAUUCAUCAACAGCAUCAACAGAAACAUCAAGAGGAACUAUAAGGAGACCAAAUGGCUUUUCGUUUCAUCAGUGCUCUGCACACUUAUAUGGCUCUGUUGGAUAGUGGCGUACCUGAUUGUACCAAACGAGAUUAAGGAGACCAAAUGGCUUUUCGUUUCAUCAGUGCUCUGCACACUUAUAUGGCUCUGUUGGAUAGUGGCGUACCUGAUUGUACCAAACGAGAUUAAGGAAACGGUGGUUGUGGCCGAGUUGAUCUGUUGUGCGUCAAUCCUCCUUGGCCUCUUGUUUGGACCAAAGAUCUACAUCCUAUUGUCAUACGAGCCAGUAGUUGUUGAAUACAAAGAGACUCAGGCUGACAACAACAUGGCGCUCUUUGAGAAAGAUGACGAUCUGCCAUCAGUACGGGCCGUUUCACCAGCCAGCAGUAGCGGAUCGUCCUCACGUACCACCAUGUCAGCCCACAGCGUGCAAGCACUUACCGGGAAUCCUCAUGACCAAGAGUCACCGGUCUUCCACACAGUCAUGAGGAAAAAGACUAAACUUCGUCGAGCACAUAGCGGACACGAAAUGCAGGUCCGAGCACAUCCAGACGUAGCCGUCGUUCAUACUCAGUCAUCAAGGCGUACUCCACCUCCCGGUUUGAAGAGACCUACGAUCAUCCAUUAA